Orbicella faveolata is the source of this 2061-nucleotide messenger RNA. RefSeq lists its product as uncharacterized. Gene Ontology annotation, biological process: endocytosis. The record is from RefSeq and is a predicted model, not a curated record. Gene Ontology annotation, cellular component: early endosome. Gene Ontology annotation, molecular function: metal ion binding; 1-phosphatidylinositol binding. NCBI's taxonomy places the organism in Eukaryota, Metazoa, Cnidaria, Anthozoa, Scleractinia, Merulinidae.
AUGUUACUUUAUGUAAGGCUGGUCAAGGAAAAAUCUACAGAAAACAUAAAAUCCCUGGAAACUGAAAAAGAGCAGCUUUCCUUAAAUUUGACCUCUACUAAGACGUUACUGGAGGAAAAGGAGAAACUUGUAACCAACUUGGGAUCAGACAACCAGGAAGCAAGGAAAGAAAUUAUAUCGUUGAAGGAACAACUGGCUUCUAUUUCACAGUCACUGAAAGAGAAGACUGAUCAGAUGGAAAACGCAACUAAACAACACUUGCAGGAAAAGCAAGCUUUGGAGUCUAAAUUGGCCGAAGUGGACAGUUCGGGCAAGAGCCAAGUUUCAGAGUUGAUGGGGACACUGAAGAAUGUCAAAGAAAAAUUAAAAGAAAAAGAGGAUUUGUGUGACAAAUAUGUCCAAGAACAGCAACAGCUUAAUGGAAAGGUAAAAAACACUGAUCUCUAUAAACUCUUCCAACGUGACGUAUUAUUAUUAUUAUUUUUUAUACAGGCUCACCAAAAUCAGAUCGCAGUACUAGAAACUGAGUACAGUAGCAAGGAAAUGAAAUUACAAGAACAACUUGCUGAACAAGAAAAAAUUGCCGGUGAGCUGCAAAGAUCUCUGGAGCAAAAGGAUGAACGAAUCAAUGGAAUGCAAAGAAAAAUAGAGGUUCUGGAGGAAGAGGUUAAGAAGGAAUGCGCAAGUUGCAAGAAUUACGAAGCACAACUUUGUAAAAUGCAAAUUACUUCGAAGGAACAGCAAGAGAAAAUAAGCCGACUUGAGAAGGAACAAGAAGAUGCUCGAAGCGACAUCAAGGACCUUCAGGGCCAGGUCGCAGCUGGAGAGGAGGAACUGGGGCAAAUUAAGAGACAGGCUGAGGAAACUGAAGGGAUUUUGAGACAGACCGUAGAGCAGCUUAAUGAGGCAAAGAAUUCUUUAGAGACGCAAGUUUUGAAUCUUGAUGGCGAUCUGAAGACUGCGCGGGAACAAACACAGAAAAUUAAAGAAGAAAAGGAUUCAGUUGAGCAAGAAUUAGAAAGUCAAAGAGAUGCUUUCAAUGGUCUAAGAAUUUCAUUACAGACAAGAAUAGCAGAAGUGGAGAAAAACCUCGCAGCGGAACAAGAGGCCAAAGAGAAGGCGCUGCAAGAGGCCCAAGAGAAACAACAGCUUCUCAUCAAACAAAAGUUGGAACUGGAAAACAAACUGCAUAACACUGAGAAAGAUCUCAAAAAGCUUACGGACUCAAAUGCGCUUCCAAACGACCUUCUCAUUCGAAGAACGCUAAAUUUUCAGGCAAACGAAACACAGGAGCUUGAAGAGCUUAAAAAGAGCAAAGAACAAACUGAGGCGAGGCUCAAUAUUCAAAUUUCGUCGCUGAAUGAAAAUCUCACGGCGGCGAGGACUGAGGCCGAGAAAUGCCAACAGCAGACGAAGGAGACUGAGACCAAGCUUGCAGUUGCUGAGAAGCGAAAUGACGAUUUGAAAGGCGACAUAGCUGUUUUGGAAGCAACUGUUCAAAAUAACCUGGACGAAAGGAGAAAAUUACUUGAAAGAUGCGUAGCUGCGGACGAGGCAUUAGAAAAACAGAAAAAAGAAAACGCUGAACUGAAAAGAAAGGUCGACAAUGCACAAGCUGCAAUGAUGGAACUGACGCAAGAGAAUCAGUCAUUACAGAUUUUAAAUACGCAAAAGAACGCCCGGAGAUGGGAAAGCGAUACUGACGUCGCAGCUUGCAAUGGUUGUGAUAGAGCAUUCUCAAUGAAAAUUAGAAAGCACCAUUGUAGAAACUGCGGUUUAAUUUACUGCGGUGAUUGUACAUCUAAAAGUGCGCCGCUUACUUCGAGCAAGAAACCUGUACGAGUGUGUGACAAGUGUUUCGAGGAAGUCACGUCAGGGACAGCUAAAUCGUAUUCACUUGGUCCAAACCAAGGCUUCAGCUGAGAACACGCCUUGAGAAUAGAUCAUGUUACUCUCAGUUGCGCCCUUCGACAGUUUUGUAACGCGGUGUAAACCCUAUUCAUAAAUGGUUGCCAAUUAAAGAUUCUUUUGUAUGCAUUUGAAUUAGCCCAACUAACCUCA